Messenger RNA from Mustela erminea (ermine), 4102 nucleotides. It is a transcript of the gene IFT80, whose product is annotated as intraflagellar transport 80. NCBI's taxonomy places the organism in Eukaryota, Metazoa, Chordata, Mammalia, Carnivora, Mustelidae. Gene Ontology annotation, cellular component: centrosome; cilium; intraciliary transport particle B. The record is from RefSeq and is a predicted model, not a curated record. Bases 1443 to 3776 code for a protein of 777 amino acids. The transcript is spliced from 20 exons. Gene Ontology annotation, biological process: cilium assembly. Gene Ontology annotation, molecular function: protein binding.
AUGUUUUUGAUUGCCCACCUACCAUCUGUACUUAUGUUUCUGUGAACUGUUAAUUUAUAUGUUUAUCAGUGCCCUUGAUCCAGUGACUUCAUAGAUGACUGUGUUGUCUUAGUUAUUUUCUGCUUCUAUACUAUUGCCAAUCUAUCCCUCUCCACUGAUUACUUCUUUUUUGUCCCCAAAUAUACUGGAGUUUACCCUAGAUAAAAAGGCCUUUAUAGUUACUAUUCUAUUUCAUCCUUUAAUCUCUACACUUAAAUAGCUUAAUAUGUACAGUUAUAUAAUUUUAACUUCUACCCUUAUGACCUAUGCUGCUGAUUCCGUUUUAGAGCAUGCAAGGAUGGUUCUAGAUGCAGAGAAUAUAGGAAUGAACAAAAUAGACAAAAGUUCUUGCACUUAGGAAGCUUACAUUUUAGAAAGGGAACGGUAAGUAAAAUUCAUAGUAUGGCAGUUGGCCUUAAAUAGGUUGUACAGGGAAGGCUUCACUGAGAAGGUGAUUUGGGGGGAGAGAUAUAAAGGAAGGAAAAGGAGUAAGCCAGGCAGCUACCUGGGGGCAGGGACUUCAGUCAAAGAAUACAAGUUCAAAGGCCCUGAGGCAGGAGCAUUCUUAGUAUGUUAGAAAAGGUAGAGGUUUUUGUGUUUGGAGCAGUUUGAGUGAAGAGAGAGAGAAGAAUCAGGUAGGGUCAGAGAAUAUUAGGAUAUAUUAGGGCUCUCCAGAGAAAGAAGAGUUGAUGUUGUAGUCUUGAGUCCAAAAAAUAGAAACUUGGGCAAAAUUUCUGUGUUGCAGUCUGGAGGCAGAAUUCCUUCUUGAGGAACUAGUGGUCUUUCGUCAUAAGGCCUUCAGCUGAUUAGAUGGAGGCCACUCACAUUAUGUAGGGAAAUCUGCUUUACUCUAAGUCGACUGAUUAUAAAUGUUAAUCACUUCUAAAAAAUACAUUUAAGCAACAUUUAGAUUAGCCCAAAUAAUUGGGCACUGUUGUAUAGCCAGGUUGACACAUAAAAUUAACCAUUACAGUAGAGGAGUUCAGAUUAAGAAAAGCUUUGAACACUGUUGCAAGAACUUUAACUUUGAGUGAGAUAGGAAGUCAUUGUAAUAUUUUGAGCAAAGAAGUGCUAUGAUCUAUUUUAAAACAGUCACUUUGGCUGCUGUGGUAAGUAUAGAUGAUGAAGGGUUAGAGGCCAAUUAAGAGGCUAUAAUAUCCAAGCCAACAAAUGAUAGCACCUUAAACUGGGGUCAUAACAGUGGGGGUGGCAAAAAUCAGAUACUCUGAAGAUAGAGUGUAAAAGUUUUGAUUUUUAAAAGUUGGAGUUGGGAUGUGAGAGAAGAGUCAGUAAUAAUUCUAAUUCUAAUUCUAGGCCUGUGCAACCACAAGAAAGGAAUUACCAUUUACUGAGAUUGUGAAUACAAUCAAAUUGCAUUUUAAAAUUUUGCUGAAAGUGGAGACAUGAGACUGAAGAUAUCUCUUUUAAAAGAACCAAAACAUCAAGAAUUAGUAAGCUGUGUGGGCUGGACUACGGCUGAAGAACUGUAUUCAUGUAGUGAUGAUCACCAGAUAGUGAAGUGGAACUUGUUAACCAGUGAAACAAGUCAAAUAGUAAAGCUUCCUGAUGAUAUUUACCCAAUAGAUCUUCACUGGUUUCCAAAAAGUUUAGGCAUAAAGAAACAAACUCAAGCAGAAAGCUUUGUCCUCACAAGUUCUGAUGGUAAAUUUCAUCUGAUUUCUAAGUUAGGAAGAGUGGAAAAAAGUGUAGAAGCUCACUGUGGAGCAGUUCUUGCAGGAAGAUGGAAUUAUGAAGGAACAGCAUUAGUUACAGUUGGAGAAGAUGGACAAAUAAAAAUCUGGUCAAAGACUGGGAUGCUGAGAUCAACUUUAGCUCAGCAAGGAACACCAGUAUAUUCAGUAGCAUGGGGCCCUGAUUCAGAAAAAGUUCUUUACACGGCAGGCAAGCAGCUGAUCAUUAAACCUCUUCAACCAAAUGCUAAAGUUUUACAGUGGAAAGCUCAUGAUGGCAUUAUUCUAAAAGUAGAUUGGAACUCUGUCAAUGAUCUGAUUUUGUCUGCUGGUGAGGAUUGUAAAUAUAAGGUAUGGGAUAGUUAUGGCCGCCCUUUGUACAAUUCACAACCUCACGAGCAUCCUAUUACCUCAGUUGCCUGGGCUCCAGAUGGAGAGUUAUUUGCUGUUGGAUCGUUUCAUACUUUACGCUUGUGUGAUAAAACUGGGUGGUCAUAUGCCUUAGAAAAGCCCAACACUGGCAGCAUAUUUAACAUCGCAUGGUCAAUUGAUGGCACUCAGAUUGCUGGAGCCUGUGGAAAUGGGCAUGUUGUUUUUGCACAUGUGGUGGAACAACGCUGGGAGUGGAAAAAUUUUCAAGUAACAUUAACUAAACGAAGAACCAUGCAGGUUCGCAAUGUUCUUAAUGAUGCAGUGGAUUUACUGGAAUUCCGUGAUAGAGUCAUUAAAGCAUCUUUGAACUACGCACACUUAGUUGUUUCAACGUCUCUUCAGUGUUAUGUGUUCUCUACGAAGAACUGGAAUACGCCACUUAUAUUUGAUCUUAAAGAAGGAACUGUUAGUUUAAUUCUGCAGGCAGAAAGACAUUUUCUUCUUGUAGAUGGUGGUGGUAUCUAUUUAUAUUCUUAUGAAGGCCGCUUCAUUUCUUCUCCAAAAUUUCCUGGAAUGAGAACAGAUAUUCUGAAUGCACAGACUGUGUCUCUGAGUAAUGAUACCAUUGCAAUAAAAGACAAAGCUGAUGAAAAAAUAAUCUUCCUUUUUGAGGCAUCAACUGGAAAACCAUUAGGCGAUGGGAAACUUCUUUCUCAUAAGAAUGAAAUUUUGGAAAUUGCUCUGGAUCAAAAGGGACUUACCAAUGAUAGAAAAAUUGCCUUCAUUGAUAAAAAUAGAGAUCUCUAUAUCACUUCAGUGAAACGAUUUGGGAAGGAAGAACAAAUUAUCAAACUUGGAACAAUGGUGCAUACUUUGGCCUGGAGUGAUACAUGUAAUAUCCUUUGUGGACUUCAAGAUACUCGAUUUACAGUGUGGUAUUACCCCAAUACGGUUUAUGUGGACAGAGACAUUUUGCCUAAAACAUUAUUUGAAAGGGAUGCAAGUGAAUUUAGUAAAAAUCCCCAUAUUGUGAGUUUUGUUGGAAAUCAAGUAACUAUAAGAAGAGCUGAUGGCUCACUGGUUCACAUCAGCAUAUCACCAUAUCCUGCUAUUCUCCAUGAAUAUGUAAGCAGUUCAAAAUGGGAAGAUGCUGUAAGACUUUGUCGCUUUGUUAAGGAGCAAACCAUGUGGGCUUGCCUAGCUGCUAUGGCAGUUGCUAACAGAGAUAUGACCACUGCAGAAAUAGCCUACGCAGCAAUUGGUGAAAUUGAUAAGGUUCAGUACAUUAAUUCUAUAAAAGAGCUUCCAUCUAAAGAAUCAAAAAUGGCUCACAUAUUAAUGCUUAGUGGGAAUAUACAGGAGGCUGAAAUGAUACUUCUUCAGGCUGGCCUUGUUUAUCAAGCAAUCCAGAUCAAUAUCAAUCUCUAUAACUGGGAAAGGGCACUUGAAUUGGCUGUAAAAUACAAAACACAUGUUGAUACAGUUCUUGCUUACCGUCAAAAGUUUUUGGAGACAUUUGGUAAACAGGAAACUAAUAAACGAUAUUUGCAGUAUGCAGAAGGUCUCCAAAUAGAUUGGGAGAAAGUCAGAGCCAAAAUUGAGAUGGAAAUUACUAAAGAACGAGAGCGAUCAUCCAGCAGCCAGUCCGGCAAGAAUAUAGGUCUAAGGCACUAAAUUUCUUGCUUACCUCGAAGAAGUUUUACCUUUUGAAACUAAUUCUGAUUAAUCAAGGAUUAUCAUAUUUUCAGUGCUAAAAAAAAGGCAGUAUCUUUAAGUAUAAGCACUUGCUAUGCAAUACUAAAAGUACAUUCAAAAAGACUAAUCACAAAGUAAUUGACAUAAUUUCAUCUUUUAUAUAUUUUAGUCCAAUAAUUAGCAAAAUAUUCUUAUAUAUUUAUGUAGUGUUGCUUACAUUCCAGUUUUUUGUCUAUUAUUUUAUCCGUGAGUCUUCAGCAUGAACAAAUAUUAAUUCUGAUAAUAAAACAUUGGACUCUUAAAAA